Ostrea edulis (European flat oyster) is the source of this 2115-nucleotide messenger RNA. Its product is annotated as ETS homologous factor-like. Gene Ontology annotation, biological process: regulation of transcription by RNA polymerase II; cell differentiation. Lineage: Eukaryota; Metazoa; Mollusca; Bivalvia; Ostreida; Ostreidae. Gene Ontology annotation, cellular component: nucleus. Gene Ontology annotation, molecular function: sequence-specific DNA binding; DNA-binding transcription factor activity, RNA polymerase II-specific. The record is from RefSeq and is a predicted model, not a curated record. The coding region runs from base 230 to 1462 and encodes 410 amino acids. The transcript has 8 exons.
CACAUUACAGCGAAUACACAAUAUAACGAAAUGAGAUGUGGAGUUAAACACAUCCCCAGAAAGAAUUCAUUAAAUGUGGAAAAGAAUAUUGGAAAUUUAUGUGUGCAUGUGAUUUUGGACAUCUGCAUCUAUCGAAUGACUAGGAUUUAAUUAAAUUUUUAUUUAAUUCAGAUCCACUUUUGACGAUAUUGAAUACAUAUCCAUUUUAUCAGCAGACGAUAUUAUUGAGAUGUCCUGUCCUACUCAAGCCUUACCCGACACCUUUCCACACGAUUUGUCCGAAUCGGAAAUUUCGUUCUACGCAAACGAUAACAUGGAAUUGAAAAGCGAACCAGUCAGCGAGCCAACCACUCCACAAGAAUCGAUUCCGACCACUGUAAGCCGCAUCUCAUUCUCCGACAUCAUUUAUAAACAAGAUACAACAACAUGCUCAGACAACAUCGAGAUGUUAAGCUGGACACAAAAACACCCACAGAACUGGAGUACACUAGAAGUUCUGGACUGGUUGUACUACGUUGCGGAGGCCAAAAAUCUCGACGUUGCAAAAUUACGGGGAGAACAGUUCAAUUCUGUGACUGGAAAAGAACUCUGUGAAAUGACUCUUAGCCAAUUCAUUGAACGCGACCCAGAAUAUGGACAACAAUUUUAUGAAAUGUUCAGAAGAUUGGUGAAUGAAGCUCAGUUCAUCACACCCCAGCAGAGUGAGGCUAACCUAGAAACAUCCACCCAGUUCGCCGACCUUGUCAACGCUCUUCUUUCCACCUCCUCCUCGGAAGAUUGCAUGGACACUGAUGAGACAAGCAGAAUGUUGGACAACAAUAUUGUUACUGUGUACGACGACACUGAAGGUACUCCCAAAGUCAAUAUUGGUGGUGAAUGGUAUGAUAUUUACGAUGACCCGUCAUUAUUUCCGUCCGAUACGACACCUUGUCCCAACUGGACUGAUUCAGGCUACAUUAGUGGAGAUUCAGAAAUAGGAAGUGAUCAUGGUCAAAAUGAUAUGUCCCUGAGUAGUGUAUUCUCAGACGAAGAAAUGGUUGAAGUUGCUCCGUCCAAAAAGAAACCUGUGAACAGGAAAAGGAAUUCCUCCAGUGUCUCAAAUGACAGCGGCAUCGUUGAACAUGAGCAAGAGGGCGAAAGAAAGAAAUGCAACCGAGGAAGGAAAGUUGGCCAAUCUUCAAAAGGAAAUCAUUUAUGGGAAUUCAUCAGAGAUUUACUGAAAGAUUCCGCCUUCAACCCAACUCUUCUGCGCUGGGAGGAUAAAGAAACCGGCGUCUUCCGCUUUGUUCAAUCUGAGGCUGUUGCACAAAUGUGGGGUCGCAAGAAGAACAACACGAGCAUGACGUAUGAGAAGCUGAGUCGCGCAAUGAGGUACUACUACAAGCGUGGGAUCCUUGAUCGUGUUGACGGCAGACGCUUGGUCUACAAGUUUGGACCCAACUCUCAUGGUUGGAAAGAUUGAAUACCAAUGGUUGGCGCGAAAACCGGCAAGAGACACGCCCACUGUCUACACCAGACAAGCGCACUCUCCGAUUCAGUGACGAAGUUGCGUCAUGUAAAGGUGCAUAACCUGACAAUCCACUGUGCAAAACAACAGCCUGGAAAAAAUACUUACAGACAAAGUUGACAUGGUUUCCAAAGUUAUUGUUGUGAAUGUGUUCAUCUUAAAAACGUGUAUUCACAUCAUUAACCAUGCAAUACAUUCAUUGUACAGUUAGUUUAAUAUCGACUCAUGUUAGCCAAAAAUAUCACACACGAUGCUAUUCCCCAAAGGCAGCUAUGGAAGAAAGUUUUAAUUUGAACUUGUGUAAUGAGAGAAAGGUAUACUUUUGUCAGAUUCCCUCUCUGAGACAAGUUUCUGUGUGUGUUACUAAUGAUCUCUUUAAGUACUACGACAUCUUGAGGAAAAUCCAGAAACACUGAGGAGCCCCUAUGAUACAGCUUGAAGGCGAGUCAAUGAGCUCGUUUGAUAUCCAUACAGAAAAGUCCCACCUCGUGCUACAGCUUGGAAUUGAAUUAAUUUAUUGUGUAAUUUAUUUAUUUGAUUUGAAAAUUUAUGUAUUGAUUGUUGAAAUCUAUUUUUGUACAUUUGUAUUAAAAGUGACAAAUCACAAA